CGAAGCUACUCUAUGACUAUCGAAAUGGCGGCCUCCAUCUCCACGAUGGUUAAUGAGGAGCCACGCUGCGUUGUUGAGUUGGGAUUUCUUGAAAAACGUGAGGCAUGGGCGCUACAGAGCAGGUAUUUUCCCAGCAAAGUAGGUGGAAAACCAGCUUGGCUUCACCUGAAAGAUGUUCCUAAUGGCAAACGUCUUACUUGCCGUAACUGCGGUGCGCCAUGCGUUUUGCUGCUGCAAUUGUAUGCUCCACGCGACGACGUCGACUCUGCUUUUCACAGAACGCUCUUUGUGUUCGUUUGCGUAACUCCGAACUGUGCAAAUAAGCACGACGCCGGCUGCUUUAUAGUUUUGCGGUCGCAGCUGCCCAAAGAAAAUCCGUUUUACAGCAGCGAACCUCCCGUGGAAUCCCCCGACACUUCGAACAGCCCUUCGGCGGAAGAUUUCUGCAAAAUCUGCGCCGUAUGCGGUGCUUUAGGCGACAAGACGUGCUCGAAAUGCCACAGCCGUCACUACUGUUCAAAGUCUCACCAAAUAUUGGAUUGGAAAGACGGUCACAAGGCUCGCUGCAACUCGCAGUGCUUCGAUAGCUGCGAAAGGACUGCGGCGCCACUCUUUCCAGAGUACGAGCUGGUUACAGAGACAGAAGACGACGUUUACAAUGAUGUCGAAGACUGUAAAACAGAUGAAGAAAGGCUUGCAGACUACUGCCAAUUUAUGACCAGUCAUCCGGAGUGUGAAAGUGACGGUGCAGAUGUCGCGGACCUGAACAAGAUGGCGGCAACCUGCCAAGACAAGGUAUUUUGGAAGUUCAAGAAGACUAUUGAGAAAGCACCUGAUCAGGUGUUACGCUACAGUCUGGGUGGUACGCCUCUCCUUGUUGCGAGUACAGGUGACCCUGGCAGCGUGCCUUAUUGUUCCUGCGGUUCACAGAGGCAGUUCGAGUUCCAGGUUUUGCCUCAAUUGCUCAACAGUAUUACCGAGUCGACAAUGGAUAGCCUGGACUGGGGGACAUUAUUAGUUUAUACAUGCAAGGCCUCCUGCGACGGUGAACCGUACCAAGAAGAAUAUUUGUGGAAGCAAAAUUUCUGUGAGGCAUAGUUGUCUUGAGCUUACUUGCAUGUGUGCGCGAACUUUUCUUUGGAAGAGUGUGAGAGGUGGGAUAUUUUUAUAGUGAGCCUAGCUCGACCGUUAAAAAAAUAAACAAGAACGCUGGCAACCAAGAGAAGCCUCUAAUGUAUGGAUACUGUCAUGGAUGUAUGCGUGCAUGUUUGUGUGGACUUUAUUGAUGUCUGCAUAACACAAUUCUGCAGAUAUUACAUUUAAGCAAUAACUAUUGCUUUGCACAUCAAAAA
This is a messenger RNA of Dermacentor silvarum, 1352 nucleotides long. RefSeq names its product programmed cell death protein 2. Gene Ontology annotation, cellular component: nucleus; cytoplasm. The record is from RefSeq and is a predicted model, not a curated record. The transcript has a single exon. Bases 13 to 1098 code for a protein of 361 amino acids. Lineage: Eukaryota; Metazoa; Arthropoda; Arachnida; Ixodida; Ixodidae.